Priceomyces carsonii is the source of this 2751-nucleotide messenger RNA. RefSeq names its product tyrosine protein kinase (gene SWE1). Bases 1 to 2751 code for a protein of 916 amino acids. NCBI's taxonomy places the organism in Eukaryota, Fungi, Ascomycota, Pichiomycetes, Serinales, Debaryomycetaceae. Gene Ontology annotation, biological process: negative regulation of G2/MI transition of meiotic cell cycle; protein phosphorylation. Gene Ontology annotation, molecular function: protein tyrosine kinase activity; ATP binding. The record is from RefSeq and is a predicted model, not a curated record. Gene Ontology annotation, cellular component: cytoplasm; nucleus. The transcript has a single exon.
AUGAAGUUUUAUCGAACCCUGCAAAAUCAGAAUUCUUCUAAAUCAGGAGAAAAUGUAUCUCCCUCUUCAAAUCCUAAAAAUCAGUCCAAUAUAGAUAUGAAGAAGCCGUCUGACGUGGAAAAUAAUAAAAAACAUGGCGUUGAAGAAAGCCAAAUAGAUUACUUUGCAAAUCACCACAUUUCGAGAUCUUUUAAUAGUCUUAUAUUAGAUGAUCUCAAUGAUGAAAUUAAACAAAGAAGGAGAACAAUAAAUAAGAGCCCACCAUUCAAUGUCAAGGAAGAUUAUUAUGGAGAGCAGAUCGAUGAAUUUCUAAAUAGAGAGACCACUAAGGAAGACAUAGAAGAUGGGAACGAAGAUGGCGUUACGGAAUAUCGGAGUCCUUCAUUAACUCUUAUUGGUCCCAAGAAGCUAUUCAACAGCCAGAGCCAGGAAUUCGAGAGAUCAUCAUCUCAAUCAUCAAUAAAAAGGUCUUCUAAGUUUCUCAACCUAUCUAUCGACUCAAAUCUAUCAUCAGCAUCGUUUAAUGAGGACGAAUCUGUGUCCUUGCAUAGCUCAAGUCCCAACAAAUCAACGCCUUUGCAUAACAAAUUCAAACGGCCACAUCAGCUAGUGAGCCAAUCUCCUUCCCCAUCAAAUAAGUCAAAGGGCUUUAUUUCAGCGACUGCAAAGUCUUCUCUAUACAAACAAUCACCGAAACAGUAUUCACCUUCCAGAUUGGGUAUAAAAGGCUUCAAAAUGUUCAAGAAUGCUGAUAAAGAUGCAAUUAUUUCUCCUAAUCGUUACACCCCCGAAAGACCAAAAUCAUCGUCAGGAAACAUAUUCAGUACUAACGGUAACUGCGUUAACUUUUCUGCAAGCAAAAUAAGGAGGACGCAACUAGUCAGUCCGUUCAAGAAGCCUAAUUCAUCACCGGAUAUGCAAUCCCUUGGACCUUACACCUUUGAUGGCCCGGAUUUUGACAGUCCUUCAAAAAAUCGAAAGUCAUCAAACUCUUCGAAUAACUCGAUUGUCAUAUAUCAAGAAGGGAGUGUUGACCAUAAUAAAGUAAAUUAUAGGAAAAUUAAGCAUACAUUAAAUGAUGAUGACGAAAAAGAAAAUAAGUCAUAUCAAUUUGUGAAACCCUUGCAGGCUGCUUUUAGGUCUUCAGGAUUAUUGAAAAAAGAUACAGUAAAGGAAACAAGGAAGUUACCUCCUGAAACGCCAAUGAAAAGGAAUCCAUUAAUGGCAAUAAAUUCUAAUAAAUCGAACUUAAUCAAUGUUAUAAGUUCAGUAGACGAACAAGUGGAAGACGGUGAAAGUACUCUUGAGCAGUCUCUUGAAUAUGGUAGAAACGCUCCACUUCCUUACUCAAAUGAUGAGUUUAACGAUUCGAAUUCCAGUGUCUUUAAGAUUACAGUCACUAAAGAGCAAGAGAAUAAGACUUUCUUAGGUACUGAAUUGGAUCUAGAUUUAGGAUCAGAGUUUGAUUUUAUGAUGCCCGAAACUCCAACAAAAACUGUUUCGAAGUCUCAAUCGAUACCUGCAAAUUUCAGUCCAGUUCAGUUUUCUAAGGCUCGAGAUGUGGAGACAGAAGCUCAUCACAAAGAACCUUCAACACCUAACAGUUUUUUCUUUAAUCAGCAGGAUAUCACUUCAAAAAAAUCAUCCAAAAUUGAUGAUCAUUUGAUUAACAAAUUUGGUAUGGACAAUAUCAAAUAUAUUGGAUCUGGAGAAUUCUCUAUUGCUUACGAGUGUCUGUUUCAAAAUCAAAAAUUCGCAAUCAAGAGAUCUAAGAAGCCUAUCAUUGGAAAGCUUGAAAAGAAGAAUAUAUUACGAGAAGUAGAGGCUUUGAGAGCUUUAUCGAGCGUUAAAGAUAACGAAACACUUGAUUUGCAGGAGCAAGAAGAAGGAAAAGAAUAUCUUGUGUAUUUUAUUGAAGCAUGGAGUUUCAGUCAUUAUUACUAUAUAAUGACUGAAUUCUGUGAUAACGGCUCUUUAUUCGAAUUUUUAGAAGAGAAUAAAAGCUACAAAAUCGAUGAAUUUAGGAUAUGGAAGAUAUUAAUUGAAAUUUUAAAUGGUUUGAAAUUUAUUCACCUGAAAAAUUAUUUGCAUUUAGAUCUAAAGCCUGCAAAUAUAUUCAUAACGUUUGAGGGUUCUUUGAAAAUUGGGGACUUUGGUUUGGCAACAAGGCUUCCAAUUUUAGAAAAGGAUUUCGAUUUGGAAGGUGACAGAAAUUACAUUGCACCUGAGCUUAUCAAUGAUAAAAUUUACACUCCGUUUGCAGACAUUUUCAGCGUCGGUCUAAUAAUUCUAGAAGCAGCUGCCAAUAUUGUGCUCCCAGAGAAUGGUACACCUUGGAGGAAGUUGAGGAGUGGAGAUUUGAGCGAUGCCGGGAAGUUAUCUAGUGACAACUUGAGCGAUUUUUUGCAGCAUCAAAACUUUUCCUCCGUUACUUCGUAUAAUUCCAUUUCUUGCUCUAACAAGUCAUUGAAUCACAAUGGGCAGCCCAGUACUACUGCCGUUUCAAAUAACCAUGAGCAAAGAAAUAUAGAUGAAAUAAUACCACUUGGAGCACCUGACUUCUUGGUAAAUGGAGAUUCAUUAAAGUUGGAUAAACUUGUCAAUAAAAUGCUAAAGCCAAAUCCUUUUGAUAGACCAACAGCUAAAAUGAUAUUGGAAACAAAUGAAUGCAUCACGAUUGAGAAUAGACGAAAAGCAGGGGCAAUCAUCUUUGAAGGUGAAUUUGGCCCGCAAGAAGAGGAUGAUCCAUAA